GCUCAACCGCUCCUCGCCAUCAUUCUCCUCCCACACGCCACCUACGAGGCUCACAUCACUCUCGCCUCCCUACACAUAUCACACCCCCUAUCUGCUGCUCCUCACUGCAUUCUGCAGCGGCUGCAACCUCUUCUUCUCACGCCCGACGAAAGCUCGUAAUACAAGCCGCCUCCACUCCCCACUGGGACCGACCCCGCUAUGGAGGGUGACCCGCCCCAGGAGGAGGACUUUUCUCAGAUCCCCCUUGUCGAGCGGAGUACACAUAAGAACUGGAAGGCCCGGUUGAGUGCAUACAACGAUGUCAUCGCGCAGUCAGCCAAGACCGCUUCGGACAGCGACCCGUUCUUCCGCCCCUACAUCUCCGACCCCGCUCUCCUCAAGAAAUGGUGCCUUGACGCAAACGCCAUCGCGCAGGAGAAGGGCGUUGAGGCGACGCUGGCUAUUGUGACCAACAGCGGCGAAACCAGCGUCAAGCUUCGCCCGGAGAUUGUGCCCGCGCUCGUAGAGAAAGCGCUCGGCAACACGCGCGCAGGUACCAAGCGCAAGGGCAUGGACCUUUGCGCCAUGUUUGUCGAGGUCGAGAACGGUGGCGAAGGCGUGGUCACGGACGUCAUGGCUGGGUUGAGUGCGAAGACACCUAAAGCUGUUGCGGGAGCCGUUGGCACUCUGAAGGAGCUCGUUGAGUCGUUUGGCGUGCAGGCGUUGGGGAACGUAAAGCCAUUACUCAAGGCGCUCCCGAAGAUCUUUGGACACAAUGACAAGAAUGUCCGUGCGGAGGGAACGAGCCUGACGCUUGCGCUGUACACCUAUCUCGGCCCCGCGCUCAAGCCCGCUCUCGCCGACCUGAAGCCCGUACAGGUCUCGGAUCUUGAGAAGGCAUUCGAGGGGUUGGAUAGCCAAGGCAAGGGCGCGGGCACUGGAAAGCCGAGCCGAUUCACUCGCAAAGCCCAGCGCGAGCGAGAGAUGGCUGAGGCUGCCGGUGAUGAGCCAGAGGACGAGGUCGCAGAAGAGGUGGCAAUCGACCCCCUAUCACUGCUCGACCCUGUCAAUGUGCUGGAGCUGUUCCCCGCCGAUGUGAUGGAGCGACUAGCCUCGAGUAAAUGGAAGGACAGGCUGGAGGCCGUCGAGGAGUGCAACAAAGUGCUCGCGGAGCCGCGCAACGCCCGCAUAUCGGACUCCAACGCAGAUGCGUAUGGGCCGCUGGUGCAGCUCCUCGGUACAAAGUGCCACAAGGACGCCAACGUCAACGUCGUGAUGGAAGCAGCGAAGCUGCUUGAGGGGCUCGCGCGCGGCCUCAAGAAGAGCUUCGGGCGUUACAAGAGUGUCACGGUAACUGGGUUGCUAGAACGAUUGAAGGAGCGUAAGGCAGCCGUAGUCGAAGCGCUCGGCAAGGCGCUGGACGCGAUUUUCUUGACGACUUCCCUCCCUGACGUCACGGAAGACAUCCUCACGGCGCUCAAGUCUAAGAACCCGCAGGUGAAGCAGGGCACGCUCGAAUUUCUUCAUCGCAGUCUCAAGGUUACGACUGAGCCGCCGGCCAAGGACCACAUCAAGCCGAUGGCAGAGCAGCUCGUCGCCCUCCUUAGCGACAGUGCAGAGCCCGUUCGCACUGCCGCAGCGGAGUGUCUCGGCACGAUGAUGAAGAUUCUCGGCGAGCGCGUGUUCAAUCCUUACAUCGAAAAUGUUCCUGAAAUUCAGCUUGCGAAGGUCAAGGACGCAUUUGGGCGGGCCGAGAUCAAGUACCGUCCUGGAGGCGUCAAGAAGUCCGCUGCAAAGCCGGUAGCCAAGGCGCCAGCCAAGCCCGCGCCCAUCAAGAAGCCAGCACCGCCAGCGUCGCCUCCAAAAUCGGCUGGAAAGCUGAACGGUGGGGACGAUGAUCUGUUGGAGGAGUUUGCUGCGCCACCAGCCAAAAAGCCACCAGCAAAGUUCCUGGCGCGUAUGAAAGCUGCCGCUUCACCGUCGUCGUCGCCUCCGCCGGAGAAGGCUGUGGAUUCGGAGGAGCUGUUGCAGGACUUUGCGGCGCCGCCUCCGAAAAAGAAGCCACCUGCACGCCUGCUCGCGCGCAUGCAGGCGAGCGGCCCUGCCUCGGAGGAGUCACCUCCUCAAUCGCCGGUCAAGCCGCCUGCAUCACCACUGCCUAAGGCGGCGCCAGUACGCAAGGCUCCGCCUCCAGCCGCUAAACUGCCACCGAAGGCAGCCUCUCCCCCUGCAGCCGCGGGACCGUCCAAGCCAGCUGCCAAGGGCGCGACUAAGACGUUGGCGUCGUCGCCAUCUGAGCCAGUCAAGUACCGUUACACGCCUGAAGAUGCUGCGGCGCGCGCGGCUGAGCUGGUGCCUGCCAACUUCCACACUGCGCUUGCAGAUGGCGCAUGGAAAGUUCGUCUGGAGGGCGCGGACGAGAUGGUCUCGUGGGUCAACGAUGGCGGUGCGGAGCAGGUGGACAGCGAAAUCAUGAUGCGCUUCCUGGGCAAGACGCCGGGAUGGGGCGAGAAGAACUUCCAGGUUUCCGCCAAGGUGUUCGAGGUGAUCAGAUUAUUUGCCGAGAAGAGCCCAUCAUUCGGAAAGCCGGCAGCGGCUCUCGUUAUUCCUGCAUUGACUGAGAAGCUGGGUGAUCUGAAGCUUAAGAAGCCAGCCGGCGACGCCCUCGGCGUCAUUGCUGAGAAAAUUUCACUCGCGUUCGUCCUGGCACAGAGCUAUGAGCCACUCAGCAAGCAGAAGGCGCCAAAAGCUCAAGCCGACGCGCUCACAUGGAUGAAGCAGCAGGUGAUCGACUUCGGUAUCGGGGGUAUUCCCAUGCGAGAGCUCAUCUCGUUCAUCAAGACAGCGCUUGGGCACGCGAACGCGCUUGUUCGUUCAAGUGCUACGCAACUGCUUGUGCAGGUCAAGAUCGGCGUGGGCGCUGACAUUUCUGGUUUCCUCGAAGAUCUGAACCCGACCCUGCUCAGUACAAUCAACAAGGAGUUCGAUAAGGUUGCAUCGCAGACCGCGCCGGAGCCCACUCGUGAACAGGCAGAUUUGCGCGAGGUUGCCGCUGGCCCGGGCAAGAGUGGCAAGGGCGGAGCAGACCCGCUCGAUGACCUCAUUCCCCGAGUCGAUCUCGACAAGCUUGUCGCUCAGACGAGCGUUAUUUCCGACUCGAAGAGCGAUGCGUGGAAGGUCCGCAAGGAGGCGUUUGAGGCACUCGCCGCUCUCUUGGAGGUUAAGUCGAACCAGCGGCUCAAGCCAAAUAUGGGCGAGAUCGGCAAUGUACUGAAACGGGCCAUGACGGACACAAAUCUUUCGGUCAAGAUGCUGGCGCUUGGAAUAACGGCCAAGAUCGCAACCGGCAUCGGCGCACCCUUCGAGAAGUACUGCCGCUUGCUCGUUCAGGCUGUGGCAACCGUGUGCGCGGAUCAGAAGGCUACCACCCGCACCGCUGCUGUGGCGACCCUUUCUGCGAUGGCCGACGCCAUUGGCUCCUUAGACCCGAUGUACACGGGUCUUGCGGCGUCCUUGGAAUCAACAAAUCCGGCUCUUCGUGCUGCUGUCUUGGGUUGGAUCGCCGAGCGCCUGAUUGCUGAGGCACCAGGCCGCGGCGCCGACCUUGCCUGCCUCGCCGCGCCUGUCAUCUCGUGUCUCGAGGACCGUAACGGUGAGGUUCGUAAGGCCGCUGGCACAGUUCUACCCUUUGUCGUCGCCAACGCGGGCGUUGACUUUGUGAUGGAUCAGACUUCUGGUCUCAAGCCCGCUUCCCGAUCUACAAUUUUGCCUCUCAUCCAGAAUGCCCGAGGCGCCGGCGAUUCGGCCAAAGUGGCAGCGGAGCCUCCGGCAGCGCCUAAGGCUGCUCCUACUCGUGCAGCGUCCAUCAAGACGCCAGCGAAGGCGGCCGCGACAAAGGCUGCCUCAACUCCCGCCCGCCCUGCAUCUAUUAUUGGCAGGCCGGGGAUCGCUGCGCCGGGGCGCUCUAUUGCAAUGAAAGCCCUUGCGUCUGGAACAUCAACACGGCCAGGAUCCGCCAUGUCUGAUGCGUCUGGGGGUGGCUUCGGGCUCAAGCGGCCGACGAUUGCUCGCGCCACACCGCCAACUCCCGCACCGCCACCGCCGCAGGAGGAAACUGGCCGGACCAUCCCCUUUACCGCCUCUGAUCCCAACUCUCGGGCACAGCGGCUGAAGCGUGACGCCUCGCGAUGGUCGCUCGAUCCCAGCAAUCGUGCAGACACCCUCGAGUAUCUCCUCCAGCAAAUGGAGCCAGCAACGAGCAGCGACAUUUGCCACCUCAUGUUCAGCAAGGACCACCGUGCUGAGGAGGAUUUCAUGACUGCACUGGCGGUGAUCGCUGAGUUCUUCGACCCCGAGACCUCAGAUAGCUUCGGGCUGCAUGAGGACGACUUACGCGCAAUCCAGUCUGCCAACGUCGACCUUGCCCUCAAGUAUGCCGCAAUUCGGUUGUUGUCCAACAACACGCAGUUGAGCGCGCGGUGCCUGGAGGUUUUCUCCAACGUGCUCGACGGUCUCACGCGGGAUGGCGCGCGGCUCAGUGAGACCGAGGUCCGCCUGUUUGUGCCCGCACUCGUUAUGAAACUCGGUGAUCCGAAGUUUGGUCCGCGCCUUGCUCCUAUCUUCGAGGGGCUCGACAAGCUCAUCCCCGCCAGCCAGGUCGUCCAGUUGCUUGUACAGUACGGGCUGGAGGACAAGGCGGCAGGCAAGACAGGCAGGAACGAGUCACUCAGCCUCAUUGAGAAGGCAUACCGCAAACGUGGCAGCGUGCUACGCUAUGACAACCGUGGGUUCUACGAGGUCGUGGCCCGGUGUAUCCAGGACCAGGGUACACGACAAGCGGCAUUGGCGCUCAUGGCCCUACUGCAGCUGCAGGGCGAGUCGCGAACGUUGCAGUCGGUGAUCGAUGGCCUGCCCACAUCAGCCAAGGACAUGCUCGCAAAUCGUCGCGCCACGCUUGCAGCAGCCAAGGCCAACAGCGCUGGCAUGGCGCGGAUCACUUCUGACGCUGGUGCGUCGUCGAGAUCUGCUUCCCCUGUGCCUACCCCGUCCAAAAUCCCCGGACAUGGCUCGCCCGCUUCAAGACGUUCCCGCGACAUGACAUCGCAGCGCGCGAGCGCUGCAUCGCCUGUCGGAGGACGACCGGCGUCGCGCGGCAUUCCGACAACGUCAAGAUUGGCACAGCCGUCAGCCGUCCGCACUAUACAGCCUCCGUCAGGAAUGCAGCCGCCGUCUGCCAUCGCUCGCCCUGGGUCACAGGCCCGGCGUGCGGCUCCACAGGCUGAGGAAGAAGCGCGCCGUCCUGUCGCUGCCGCCCGCCCGUCCAUGAUGCCCUUGGCUUCCGCCCCGGCACCUUCGGCGUCCCUGGUUGCCGAGCUCAUUGAAGCGAUCCGUACAGAAGACCCCGACGACGCUGCCGACGCGCUCAAGGAGACAGCGGCCUUGAUUGAGGAAGACGGCACUUCGUUCGUGGCUGAGCUCGAUCAGCUCCUGGACGCGUUGUGUUGGCAGUUCGACCAACGCGGGGCGGAUAUGGUUGUGCUGCUUGAGCCGAACAACCUUCGUUGCGUCAAGCACUUGAUGCGCACGAUCUACGCGGCCUAUGGGCGCCCCAACAUCGUCAAAAGGUUGAAGAUUGAUCAGAUCAGGAGGCUUUUUGCCGGGAUCAGGCGGCAAUACGCAAGCCUCGAGGUGUGGGUCGAGCAGGAGGGCGAGGAGUCCCAGGCCGCUACCGAACUGCGCGACUACCUGUCAAUGGUGCUAAGCGCAAUGAUUGCCACGCCAACACGCGCAGUGGUCUAUACCAUGCUCUUCGAUGGGCUGGCUACGCUGUGCAAAGAUCAACGAGAGGGAGACACGGACAAGCAUGCAGCGAGCGAGAUUGGCGUCAUCCUUCAGUGCACAUACAAGCGUGUUCGGUCUGUCGACAAUGAUUUGCGCACAUCUCGGCUUAAAGCUGGGACGCUACUUGCCAUUAUCGAGAACCUGCUGCAAGUCAUUCCGCCUUCACAGUGGCGCCGCAGGCCACAGCAGGGCUUGCCCCACGGUGACCUACCGUUGCGAGUCCUCAAGACGUUGCUUCAGCGGGUGAUUGUAUACACGAAGGAGGCCGACAUUGGCAUCUACGACCUUUUGCAGGAACAGUUCGACACCAAGGCCGAUACGACAACGGUAUACUCCUAUAUCUUCCGUAUUUCCUCAGGAGAUGACGGGGCACCCACACCCCCAGCGACAGCACCAGCACUCGAGGCCCCUCAGCCUGUACGGAGGCGAUCGAAUGGCACGUCUGAGCGUCCUGUGUCUAUCUCCUCGGCCGGCACGCGCUCUUCUAUGGGCCACGAUGGUCUCGCGCCUCCUGCGCAGAAAAGUCCGUCGCGCGACGUGUCUGAAGCCGAGCGCAUCGUGCGUCGCCUCACGGACCCACGGGACAGCGAGCAACGCCUCAACGAACUGCACGCGUUCAUGAAGGCGAGUGACAGCAACGAAACGGAGGCGCGAGCAGCCAUCUCAGCGAUUCUGAACCCUGCGGCGCAAACCUUCGUCUGGAGGGCGUUGGACAGGCGGUCUGAAGCAGUUGAGCCCCGCUCCCCUGCUUCCACCUCGCCUUCCAAGAACGCUCGCGACCUCCCCUCCCCUCCUCUGGCCGGGUUGCCUGCUGGUCUGGGAUCGCGGCGCAUCAGCGGACUAGGCGCCCCAAGCCCCGGCUCGGGCGUCUCCUCGGCAACCAGCAGCGCGAGCACGCCAUCAGGCGCGCGCCCCACGAGCAUGAUCGACCGCAGUGCGCCUGUCGACGAUCAGCUCGCGCAGCUUAAGGCGGUCUUCGGCCGCGCGACGAGUAGACACUCGGGCGGGACGCCGACCAAGUCCCCCACGAGACCCAUGUCGGAGAUUGAGACGACUCCGACACGACCUGCGCCGCCGAAACCCAUGUUUGACAUUGAUGCGACUCCGCGGCCUGCGAUGCCGAGACCCAUGAGCGAGUUCCAGCCGCGCGGGGAGAUGUAAUCUAGACACGCGGUUAUGUAAUUGUAUCGUUGCAUGGAUUGCAUUGUCUGA
Molecule: messenger RNA, 7032 nt
Organism: Cutaneotrichosporon oleaginosum
Lineage: Eukaryota; Fungi; Basidiomycota; Tremellomycetes; Trichosporonales; Trichosporonaceae
Biological process (GO): mitotic spindle organization; establishment or maintenance of microtubule cytoskeleton polarity; microtubule polymerization
Cellular component (GO): microtubule plus-end; spindle pole; spindle pole body
Molecular function (GO): microtubule plus end polymerase activity; microtubule plus-end binding
Source: RefSeq, a predicted model, not a curated record